Molecule: messenger RNA, 540 nt
Organism: Exophiala xenobiotica
Lineage: Eukaryota; Fungi; Ascomycota; Eurotiomycetes; Chaetothyriales; Herpotrichiellaceae
Exons: 1
Coding region: 1-540 (179 amino acids)
Source: RefSeq, a predicted model, not a curated record
AUGAGGGACGGACUUGCAGAAGCCGACGACGGUGACGACGGAAUCUCCGGGGAAGGCAGUGAACUUGAGCAGACCGAUGAGGGAAUGACGGUCAUGAAGAAGAUCAAGAAGGGCCGCGUAGGUCGAGAGAACGACUCUGGCAAUCCACGGCGACUCUGUCCUGGAAGUUCAUUUAUCGUCUCUUUGGCUCGAGGCCGAGCGGUCCAAGGCUGUACUCGGGUGUACCUCAGUUUUGCUCCUGUGUGCGACUUGGAUCAGAUGCACGCCAAUGAUAAGCGUCGGCCAGCACUUUUCACAGGCGUCACAGAUGCUGAACAUCCACUGGUCUAUAUCCUAAACCCAUCCCUUGAGGAGUCGAUACCGAACGGUCCUAGGAUUUAUGUAGUUCCGUCGAGUUUCAUGCGGAAAACGGAGGAACGGAAACAGGCAAGCAAGACAGCACUUCAACGGUAUUGGAAAUCAGCCAACAGAGUCCCGGUCGCUCCUGUUUCAGCUUGGGUUCUGUGGUCAUGCCAACUCGGGCAGGUGCAGGGACGAUAA